Messenger RNA from Spirometra erinaceieuropaei, 2680 nucleotides. The record is from the annotation of a GenBank genome assembly. Lineage: Eukaryota; Metazoa; Platyhelminthes; Cestoda; Diphyllobothriidea; Diphyllobothriidae.
AUGAAGAGAGAUAGCCGUGAUAACUCCGCGGGCACACCCCCUGCAAAAGUGCAAAAGAGCGAUUCCCCCAAAGUGACCGUACGUUUCUUGAUACCAGCGCGUGCCGCCGGCCUUAUAAUUGGCAAGGGAGGAGAGAAUAUAAAGAAGAUCCGCUCUCAGGUGAUGAUCCAAUUCAGUUAGUAGCAUACUUGAUUGACACGCCUGAUGAAUCUCCUCUAACUUAGCCUUUAUUUCCAUUCCUUUUAUGCACCACGUUUCACGACGCCACGACUCCGAAAUUCCUUGAAUACCCAUGAAAAAUUCUGCCUUGAACCCCACGACAUCCUACUUGCUUAACGCAAUUUGCUUGGUUCUUGUCCAUGAUUCACUGUUGGGUGGCCUAACCGCCACGGACACUCCUCGCAUUUCGUCAAUCGUCUGUCUCCCGUCAUACUUUUCACUGUACCCAGUACUCAGUGAAGCUCAAUAUUCCCGACAACCGAGGCAUCGAACGGUAGGACUCGAUGAGGAUCUCUAUUUUCGAUUUUUGUGUACACUUUUGUCGUUCUGAAUGUAGUAUUUGCGGUGGCUGUAGCUCGUGGCUGCUUAAACUCUCAAAAUACGUUCUAAAAUUACCUAGACGCGCUCGGUCUGAAGCCUGAAUUUUACUCGAGACUGUCCUCACCGUCUCCUUUGCCGGUUAUGCAUAACCGGUCAGUUUUACCAGUGCCUUAUCCGACAUCUUAAACAUGAUCACCAGUCGAGACUUUCAAAGUUUCGCACGAAUUCGACAUAAAUACGGAUUGAAAUAACGCAGCCCACACACGAACUAGAUCAGAGCCACCGCAAUGCUUUCCGCUUCUCGUGCUUUUCAAUGUUGGUAUUUUUAUACAGAGUGUUCACGGUCGAAGGCGAGCUGUCGGCGAUCGCCAAUGUGGUGCGAGAAAUCGUCCCAAAAAUAAAGGUAAUUGCGGAAUUGGCGUCGAACCUCCCUAGGAUGUAAUGAACGCCAAGCUCUCCGACCCUAAGCGGAUCAUGGGCUAUCAGCGACCGCCCCGCCGGCGCCGGGGACCAAAUGGCGAAGAACUAGAAGAAGAGGAGGAAGACGAGGGAAUGAUCGAUCUCAGAAUGCUCGUUCACCAGAGCGUAGCAGGGUCUAUAAUUGGCAGAGGUGGUGAGCGCAUUCGCGAGCUUCGAUCGGUAUGUCUGCGAUUUAUAUGAGUUUCUUUUAGAAACACAAAAUGCGAGUCAUCAAAGUUUAUCAGAUGUUGGCCCCGUUAUCUACUGACCGGGUGGUUCAGUUAGUCGCAGAGCCCGAGAACGCCAUCAACUGCAUGGAAUCCGUUAUUGAAGUGGUUGAGGUAUGCACCUGGUUUCUAAGUAUACCAUUUUUAAGAACACGCCCAUCCGUGGUGCCAUCGAGAACUACGACUCCGCAAACUCUUCGGAGGUUGACGCACUCACCUACGGUGGAUGGCUCACACCAGAAGGACAUCAGGCACUGACCCAAGGCAUGCCCCUGGGAGGUGGAAUGCCGAUGCCUGGGCCUGAGAUGGGUGGUCCCCGUGGUAUGCCUCCCAUGGGACGUGAUGCCAUGUACCCCCGUGGCCCACGUGGCAUGCCACCACCGGUAGCUCCUCCAAAUAUGUACGGUAGCGGUAGGAUGGGUGGGCCUCCGCCAAUGGGGCCUGUUCCCCCUCGACGCAGUGGCUACGACCAGGCCUCAUACGCCCCUCCCGCUGGUUAUGAUGGCGUCUCACAGGCCAGCAUGCCUGGUCCUGGGAAUCAGAGUUAUGGAUACGACGAAUCUCAAGGGUACUACCAGCCCCCAGUAGGUCCGAACGGCACGGGUAUGGUUUUACAAAGCACCGGGGGUUAUGGUGGGCCUGUCUCACGUCCCCCUCCCCCUCCUCCGCAGAUACCUGCUGGUCCCGGGCCAAUGGGGUAGGCUCUUAAUUUUUUCUAAUAAUUUGGACUCUAGAAUGCCUUACAAAAGCGCGGCUCCUCCACCGAUGUACGGCGCGCCAGUGGCAAAUUAUCACGGCGCACCACCUGAGGACGGGAAGACAAGUCAGUGGGGCUGGUGAAUGUCAGUCGUCUUUUAACUGUAAUCUUGUAAUAAACUUCAAACACCAUAUCCCACUGUCUUUUUAGUUCACAAGAGAGCGUCAUUCGAAGUAGUUACUAUAGUGCCACACGGGUCGCGAAAUAUCUGAUUCGACACUCCUGUGUGCCAGUUGGCGGUUCGUGCAAGUGGGAAAUCUGGUCCGCGCCGCUGGACCGCGUCAUAUCCUUUGGUGCGAUGCGCGCGGGCGUCGAGAUUCGUCUAUUUAGAAUAAUAAAUGCGGCAGCCUGGGAGGGAGAGGUGGAUGUGUCAGCCCAGCCGCGGGAAUGUCCGCAGACGGCGAUCAGUAGGACGGAUUUCGGUGGAGGCCAGCCGCCAACGGUGCAGACGUGGCACCUGCAGGCGCGACCGGCCACUAAUCUGGUAAGUCUUGCCAAUGGCGACGCCAAAUGCCGAAGCGGUGCUACAACAGAGCGGAAGUUGCCCGCUGCACAGUGGGCCUCAUCCGCCGCCCGGCACGACGCUGGCGCCUUGGAUGCGCACGCCACGUGCAGAUGGAACGUCAAUCCUCUGAAUCCUAAGGGUCCACGAAACACUAAGUUGACUCACGAUCGCUGUCAAGCGGUCCAUGAUUAA